CCGAGCGCCGGGGCAGAGCAGGGGCGGCCCCGGGCGAGAGAGUGGUGGCGGUAGAGGCCGCCUCGGCAGCUGCGCGCUCCCGGGCCGGCCAGCCGGGGCUUCGCAGAGGAUCGGGCUGAGCUCCGCAGAGCUGGCGGGGCCGGCCCGGAGCUCCCCUGUGCCCUGAGCCCCGCGCGCCACGCUGGUGGCGCCAGAGCCCUGCCGUCUGGGGCGCAGCUACUAGGUUUUGAAGGGACGGGGCUCCGGGCUGGACAGCGCUCGGGCCGGCUGCUCCCUCUUGGAGCCGGGCGGUCGGAGUCCUGGUCCCAGGCUCAGGAGCAGAGAGAACAGAACGUGGGGCCAGCAGGUCGGACCAGUGGGCACUGCUGUGGGGCAGGUGGAGGCAGUCUGACGCCAGUAGAUGAACAGACAGAAGCGGGGCGAUCCCAAAGGAGGAUGAGCGAGAGGGCCCUGCGGAACUGGAGCCUGGGCAGCUGGCUGCUGGCACUGUGCCUGGCCUGGCUGUGGACUCGGCCGGCCUUGGCUUCCUUAGAGCCUCCAACUACUGCAGUCCUGGUGAAGCAGGGAACCUGCGAGGUGAUCGCCGCUCAUCGCUGCUGCAACCAGAACCGCAUUGAGGAGCGCUCCCAGACCGUCAAAUGCUCCUGCCUUUCGGGCCAGGUGGCCGGCACCACCCGGGCCAAGCCCUCCUGCGUGGACGCCUCCAUCGUCCUGCAGAGGUGGUGGUGUCAGAUGGAGCCCUGCCUGCCGGGAGAGGAGUGUAAGGUGCUCCCGGACCUGUCGGGGUGGAGCUGCAGCAGUGGACACAAAGUGAAAACCACCAAGGUCACCCGAUAGGGGUCACAGCCUGGGCAAGACAGACUUGGCGGAGCCACAGUCGCAUUCAGUGGUCGGCCAGCAGACGUGGGCGCACCCCACACCCCCUGUGCAACGGGUUGGUCUUUCCAGGGACAUCACAGUGAAGCUGCCCAGCACAUAUGGGUGACUCCAGCCACACACCUGGUGUUGAGCUCCCCUGGGACACAGAAGAAGGUCAUGACGUAAUUCCUGCUGUCCAAGAAUCGCUAGUGCAGUUGGGCAAUUUAGCUGAUGACAAUUUAGAUAACUUAGAUUAAAGCAUACGGUACCAGAUUGCGGCUUCUGGGCUACAUACUGUGGGCCUGGUGGAAGCUUGGGGAUGAGACUCCCAUGGCUGUUCAGUCACCCCCUGGUGACGGGAGGUCCCGUUCGCAGCUUCACAUCAGUCCUGCAGCCCUAGCAAGCUGCUAACCCGUUGAAGGAAAACACUGCUGCCUUAUGCCAGACCAGCGGUGUCUCGUUUGGAUGGGAUUGCGUUGACUGGGGGAAGGAAAGGGAAGAUGGAGUGAAGCAACUUUUGCACAAAGCUUCUGCAGAAACGUGGCAUGGUUGGGGCCAUUCACUGGGUAUGGGAUGAAUGGGUCUUACAAUCGCCCCCUUCCAGGCCCCUCAGGGUUUUGUUUGCUUGCUUGUUUGAGCCGAUGAGGAAACAGUCCCCAGGGAGGUGGGGUAACUGGACUGAGGUCUCAGCCUGGGUCCCCAGGCCCGCGAGACUGCUCACCCUCUACUGGCCCUGAUGCUGGGAUUCCGACCAGGGCCUUCCCAGGUUAAUUUUUUCUCAAGCACCAGACCCUGGGGCGAACUAAAGACAAUAGCAGCAUUUUCCUCGGUGAUGCUGGAGCAGGAACUUUGAGCAAGGUCACUGUCAUCCUGUCUGCAAUAAGCCAGAAGCCUCACACACCACAGCCUGGGGCCCCUGGGUGUCCAGUUUGCCCUCAGCCCCUAAGAUUCCAAACACACCCCAUGAUGGCCCCAAGGUCAUGCAGCCCGGCCACAGCCUGGGCUCUCAGAGCUGGCGUCCCCGUGGCCGGCCCUGACGCACUUCCUCUGGAGUCUUCAAGCGGAGCGCCCGGCGACUCUGGCUGCAGGGGAGUCUGGAUGGUGUCUCCUCCCUUAAAGGCCGCUGCCGGGCGGGUGGGAGGGGGCAGGCUGGAGCCGCUUCUGUGCAGGGCUGAGGGCCAGCAGACAGGCUGGAGGUGACACGGGGGCUCAGCGGCCUGGACUACUUGGGAGUCUCACCAGUAAGAGUUGUAGCAGCCUGCCAACUCCUGGGUGGGGUCACCUGGGCCCUGGGGAGAGGGGUGGCAGUGGAGACCAGCCCGGAGGAGGCUGAGUUCUGGCCCUUGGAGAAGGCGAGUCAGGUGAAGGUUCCUCCCUCCCUCCCUGCUCAUCCCACUGCGGUUUAUGUUCUUGGUUCGGUUUGGUUUUGGUGUUGGUAGUGGGGUGAACAGUGAUGCCAGCCUCUCAGUGGACUGUCACUGGGCUCCCGAGGCAGGGCAGUCAGGUAGCUGGGCACAGGAUUUCACUGCCUCCUUCCGGGCUGGGGCUGGAGUAAGGGUUUGGUGACCUUGACCUGGAAAGGGCCCGAGAGUGAAUAUUUCCAGCUUUACAGACCACAUGCAGUCUCUGUGGCAGAUCCUUCGCUGCCUUUGCCAUUCGUGUCUGUCCGGUUUUAAUGGGAAAACCAUUCUUGGCUCUGGGACUGCACACGAGCAGCCCCUGGGCCUUUUCAGAAGGUUCUCGGGGCCCUUGGAGAGCAGGCCACCUGCACAGCUUGGCACUGCCUCCCAGCCUCCUGGCCUGCUCCCUGCACAGUGGGAACCUGAGCAUGAGGCCCGGGUCGGGUUUUGUUUUUCUUCUAAUGCUCCUUGAGAGGUCGAGGAGUAAAUUAUUUAGGCUACAAAUGAGACAGCUUUGGCCAAGUCAGUAAGCGCCCGCCCGCCUGGAGGCCAGCUGCAGACUUCUCUGCGGCCUCUGUCCCCCCCCUCCCCGCCGAGGCUCCACCCAGGAGGAGGGGAGGGGGCUCCAGCCCCUGCUCGUCCACUGCAUCCUCUGGCUGCUGGGCUGGGAAGCAAGCCUGAGAGACGGGAUGAUGCUACGCUUGGGCUGCCCUGUGCCACCCUGCACCGCCACCAGGCCUCAGCCAAGGUCGAGCUCCCCGACCUUCUCUGGCCUCCCUCCCCCCUGCUUUCCCUUGGCACAUUCUGGAUUGGCUGACUCAUUGUUUUCUAACUCCUCACACCUUGCUUUCCCCGUGAACCACGUGUGUGUGUGUGUUGGGUGGUCCUUUCUGUGACAGCGGGAGCCCCACCCAGGAGGGUCUGAUGGGGAAGGGAGGGUGUCCCACCUCCCGCCAGUGGUUUCCUGGAGCUUCUCACCACGUAUCUUUGGAAGUAGGAAUGACUUUCCCUGGGGCUGUUUGUCCCCUUAGUGGGGUGGAAUUGCAAGAUUUCCGGAAGUGAGCUGCCACCCCCCACCCCCUCAGCUGCGAAGGCCUCGGGAAGGUUGCCAGCUGCAGGAGAUCAUGUGGCUAAUUUGCUAAUUGCUAUUGGCCUCCUGGCAGUUUCAUUAGGGUCUGUGAGUGACAUCCUAAUUAAUGGCCCAAGACAGCUGCCCAGAGUCGAGGCCGCAGCUUCCUAAAAUCAUAAGCUUACAGUUAGAAAGGAUUUUAGAGACCAGUUACCUCUCAGUAUCUCUCAUUUGGUGGAUGAGGCUAGUGAGGCUCAGAGAGGUUAGGUGACUCGCCCAAAGUCACACAGCAAGCUGGUGGCAUGCCCAGUCCGGCAACCACUACUGCCCGUCACAUCUUACCCUGGUUCAGAUGGAGAGUUUGAAAAGAAGCCAGCACUUGGACAAGGACAAGUGGGAAAGCAUCCUGCAUAGAAGCACCCAACCCUGCCAGUGGCAGACAGGACAAAAAAUGGGAUACGUUCAUGGGAGGAGGGAAGGUGGGGAUUGUGAUCAUUCAUUUGAAACACCAAAGCACAGCACAAAGAAUUAGAACUACUGGUGCCACACCCAGCACGACUGUGUUCCUUCCUGGCGGAGACAGGGCUGAGCCCACACUCACCUUUGGAAGAUCCGUGCAGCAUCUGGGAUCCUUAGACCCUGCUGCAGGGGUCUGCACACUGAGAGUCCAAGGCCCAAUGUGGCCCUCCACCUUUUUAAUUUUCAAUAAAGUUUUAUUGGAACAAAACUGCAUUUGUUUAUUUAGUAUACUGUGACUGUUGUGCUAUGACAGUGGAGUUAAGUAAAGAGACUAUAUGGCCUGUAAAGCCUGAAAUACUUACCCUAAACUUUUAUUUAAAAAUUUUGGCAGGGUAGCUGUUUGGCAUAGUGAUCAAGGCGUCUCCUGGGACGCCUGUAUCCCACGUCAGAGAACCUGGGUUCAAGUCCCAGCUCUGGUCCAGAUUCCAGCCUCCUGCUACUGCACACCCUGGGAGGCAGCAGGUGAUGACUCCCUAGUUGGGUCCCUGCCACCCCCAUGGAAAACCUGGAUUGAGUUCUUGGUUCCAGCUCCUGGCUUUGGCCUGGCCCCAGCCCCCUGGCUGUUGCAGGCAUUUGGGGGGUGAACUAGCAGAUAAGAGAUUCUCUCUUUCUCUGUCUUUCAAAUAAAUAACAAAAAUGAAUGUUUUUUAAAAAUGUAUUUAUUUAUUUGAAAGAUGGUUACAGAGAGGUAGAGACAGAGAGAGAGGUCUUCCAUCUGCUAGUUCACUCCCCAAAUGGCUGCAACAGCUGAAGUUUUGCCCAUCAUAAGCCAAGAAUCAGGAGCUUCUUCCGGGUCUCCCACAUUGGUGCAGGGGCCAAAGAACUUGGGCCAUCUUCUACUGCUUUCCCAGGCCAUAGCAGAGAGCUGGAUUGGAAGUGGAGCAGGCAGGACUCAAACAGGCGCCCAUAUGGGAUGCCAGCACUGCAGGCGGCGGCUUUACCUGCUACACCACUGGCUGCUGCACUUUUCAUCCAGCUCCUUGCUAAUGCACCUGGGAAGGCAGCAGAGGAUGGUCCAAGUACUUGGGCCCUGCCACCCAUGUGGGAAACCUGGAUGGAGUUCCAGGCUCCUGGCUUUGGCCUGGCUCAGCCCCAGCCAUUAUGGCAAUUUGGGGAAUUUAACCAGCAGAUCGAAGAUCUGUCUUUCCCUCUCUAACUCUGCAUUUCAAAUAAAUAAAUCUUAAAAACAAAACAAAACAAAAAACAUUUUGCCACCCCCUUCCACAGUGCUUCUACUGAGCUUUUCUCAACAUACCCUAGCAAUCUGGAAAGUGCUGACCCUGCACUGUAUUCCUGCAUUGGGGGAUUUCUCUGCUUUAGGCAAUGUGUGUCCCCUUUAAUCCCUCCCAGUGCCACCUGUGCUGUUUAACAACCCAAGAAAUGAAGGCACCAAGCCCGAGGGAGGCCGAGGGAAAGACUUGGAGGAGACGCCUGUUUCCUAAGGUGUUGUCAUACCCAGAGCAGCUCAGUUCAUAUUUUCCAAGUUCAUAUAACUUCUGCUUUCAAACUUAACAGAAGUAACCAUGCGUGCACCCAUGUAUCAAGACAUAAGUGUGCGUGCAUGCUGCUGGAGUUUCUGUGUGUCUGAGGAUUUGAGUAUCUCCAUGCCCCACAAGCAAGGACUGAAAGGUAGAGAAUAAAGUUAAAAUCACAUCACAUCAGUAUGAACGUGUUACCGUAAAUAUUAACAAGUUGUUUUCUUCCUUCUUUCCAUUCAUGACAGUGAUCAGGCCCCUUUAUUACCCAAAACAACCAGAAAAUCAUGCUGAUGCUCCCUGAGAUUUCCAUCAAAACCAAGAGGUGGGCAUUUGGCCUAAUGGUUCAGAUGCUGGCUCAGGACGCCCACGUGCCAUAUUGGAGUGCCUGGUUCAAGUCCUAGUUCUGCUCCAAAUUCCAGUCCCUUGCUAAAGUGCACCCUGGGAGGCAGUUGGCGAUGGCGCAAGUAGUUGGGUCCCUGCCAAAGUCUGGCCCAAGCCUGGGACUGUUGUGGGCAUCUGGGGAGUGAGCCAGUGGAUGAGGUCACUCUCUCUCACUCUCUCCUGUUUCCCUGUUUCUCAAAUAAACAAGAUGAAAUUAAAGAACACAAAAAUGAGUCCACAUGCAAUAAAGGAGAAAAGUAUUUUCUGCUUGAACCAACCAAGUCAUUGUAAUGUAACACAUACUUGAAUCAUUUAAUCCCCAUGAGAGCCUAUGAGGUAAGCGUCAUUAACACCAGUUGACAGGUGCAAAUAUUCAGAGGAAAAAAAAAGAUCUUGGGGCAUCCAAUAGCUGCCUCCAGGCUGCGGGUCUGGGAGCAGGAAAUAGCUUGUUGAACGUCAGAGCUGAAGGGCAGCCAUUUUUUCUAUGCAAUCCUCACAACAAUGCCAUAAGGUAGCUAGCACUACUCUUUGGUUACAGGCAAGGACUCUAAGACCCAGAGGUUAAGUUAUCUGGCAGAGGUCACACAGGCACUGGGCAGAAGAACCAGGGUCUGAGUCCAGGUCUGCUCAGCCCUGAAACUCAUAGCCUCUUAUCACUCAUGGGCUGUGUUCUGGUCAUAUGCUUGGGAGUUGAAUGCUAAGAGCCCAAACACUUCGUAGUAAAUGCUUAGGGAAGGUGGGAGGGGCCGGGGGUGGACAGGUAACAAGUGCCAGGAAACAGGUGUGUCCUCAGUGUUAUGGGAGGGCAGAGGAAGGAAAGUGUGUGUGUGUGUUUCUCUGUGUGUGUAUGUCUGUGUGUGUGUGUAUCUGUGUAUGUUUGUGUGUGUCUGCUUCUAUGUAUGCAUCUCUGUGUGUGUAUGUGUGUUUUGAAGGGAAAGGAGAACAAAGGCUAAGAGAACAGCAUUUACAAAGAAGGCUGGAAACAAGUUCAAGUAAAUAAGUAGCUGGAAUGUGAAGAGAGAGGGUGACGGGUAAAGCUGAAAGCUGGACACAGCAGCUCUCAGAAGUGCUGUACACUGGAGUUUUACCUUUUUAAAAAGAUAUUUAUUGGAGUUUUACCUUUUAAAAAAGAUAUUUAUUAUUUGAAAGGCAGAGUUAGAGAGAGAGAGAGAGAAAGAGAGAGAGAGAGGGGGAGAGAGAGAGAGAGGUCUUCCAUCUGCUGGUUCACUCCCCCGAUGGCUGCAACUGCCAGGGCUGGGCCAUGCUGAAGCCAGGAGCUUGGAGCUUCAUCUGGGUCUCCCACAUGGGUGGCAGGGGCCCAAACACUACUUUCUACUUUCCCCA
This is a messenger RNA of Oryctolagus cuniculus (rabbit), 7049 nucleotides long. Lineage: Eukaryota; Metazoa; Chordata; Mammalia; Lagomorpha; Leporidae. The record is from RefSeq and is a predicted model, not a curated record.